AUGACGAGGGCUGUGCGAAGUCCCAUAGGUUUGAUUUCCCCCCUGCGCUAUUCUCGUCUAUCUCGAUUGGCUUGUUUCCAGCGUACUCCUAGUCAAGUUUGUACCUUCUCUACUACCCCUACAUAUCGUUUUAAGAGCACACUUCUAAAAUUCGAUCAGAAGAAAAAUGAUUCCAAUACAACUAGCAGUAAGAACAAAAAACCCAACGACAAGAAUGGCGCCAAUGGAGCCAAUGGCGACCCCAAUAACCCAUUUGGUAACCUCAAAUGGAAAGAUUGGGUUAUUCCUUCUAUUCUUAUGGUUAUCGUCUUGAAUGGUUUUGCCGCUUCUGGUAUUGACAAUGGUGCUCAAAUGACAUUCCAGGACUUCAAGACCAACUACCUAGAGAAAGGUUUGGUUAAAAAGGUUAAUGUAAUCAAUGGCACAUACGUUCAGGCAGAAUUACUCUCUGGAAUGCCACGAUUUGCCGGAUUUUCCAUUGGUUCCCCGGAUUUUUUUGACAACGAGAUGGAUGCUGUUCAAGAUCGUCUUGGUAUCCCUACCAAUGAAAGAAUUCCGAUUGCAUACGAGACUAGAACUAGUGUCUGGUCCUACUUAAUUCCAUUUCUACCUACUGUCAUUCUUAUUGGUGGCACCUACUAUCUUAUUGCUCAAAUGCGAAAAAAGGGACCUAACUCUAAGGGUGGGCCAUUUGAUUCCAUUAUGAAUGUUGGUAAAUCCAAAGCAAAAUUGUUCAAUCAGGAUACCAACAUCAAAGUGAAGUUUAAGGAUGUCGCAGGAUGUGACGAAGCCAAGGAGGAGGUGAUGGAAUUUGUUAGUUUCUUAAAAAAUCCUCAAAAGUAUGAGCGUCUUGGUGCCAAAAUUCCAAGAGGUGCCAUUCUCUCAGGUCCUCCAGGAACCGGUAAGACUCUAUUGGCAAGGGCCACCGCAGGGGAGGCUGCUGUUCCAUUCCUCUCGGUUUCCGGUUCCGAAUUUGUGGAAAUGUUUGUCGGUGUCGGUGCUUCCCGUGUUCGUGAUUUGUUUGCUACAGCCAGAAAGCUAGCCCCAAGUAUUGUCUUUAUCGAUGAAAUUGAUGCUAUUGGUGGUGCCCGUGAGAAGUCUCCAAUGCGUGCCAAUGAUGAAAAGGAGGCUACAUUGAAUCAAUUGUUGGUGGAAAUGGAUGGCUUUGAUAGUUCCGACCACGUUGUCGUUCUUGCCGGUACCAACAGGCCGGACAUGUUGGAUAAAGCCUUGCUUAGACCAGGUCGUUUCGAUAGACACAUAUAUCUUGACAAACCUGAUAUUGAAGGAAGAAAGGCCAUUUACAAAGUUCAUCUUAGACCAAUCAAAAUGAAGGAUGCUGUAACCGAUAUGUUUGCCGGAAGAUUGGCCGCUAUGACACCAGGAUUUUCUGGCGCUGAUAUUGCCAACUGUUGUAAUGAAGCCGCUUUAAUUGCCGCCAGGCACAGUGCGGACUUUGUUGAGUUGAAAGACUUUGAGCAGGCCAUUGAAAGGGUGAUUGUUGGUCUAGAGAGAAAGACUAGAAUUCUUUCACCCCAGGAGAAGAAGACGGUCGCCUACCACGAGGCGGGACAUGCCAUCUGUGGAUGGUAUUUGAAGUAUGCCGACCCAUUAUUAAAAGUUUCUAUUAUUCCUAGAGGACAAGCAGCCCUCGGUUAUGCACAGUAUUUGCCUGCAGAUCAGUAUCUAAUCUCUGAGGAGCAAUUUGAGCAUAGAAUGAUCAUGGCACUUGGAGGUAGGGUAUCUGAGGAGUUAAAUUUUGACGAUGUGACCACGGGAGCUGCAGAUGACCUUCAGAAAGUGACUAAGAUGGCCAAUGCCAUGGUCCUUAAGUUAGGUAUGUCGAAGAAGCUCGGUACCAUUGUUUUCGAACCCAAGGAUACCCAAAUGCAGGUUCAUAAACCUUUCAGUGAGGAGACUUUUGAGGUUAUUGACAUUGAGAUUCAUCGGCUUAUUGAUGAUGCCUACCAUAAGUGCAAGAAGCUACUUACAGAGAAACUUGAUGAGGUGGAUAAGAUUGCCAAGGAAUUACUCAAGAAAGAGGUGAUCACUAGAGAUGACAUGAUUAGAAUAUUGGGACCAAGACCUUUUGAAGAGAAGAACGAUGCGUUUAAGAAGUAUCUUCUUCCAAAGAACGAAGAUGGUGGAGAAAAUCCACACUCUGAUUCGGGAGAACCAGCCCCUGCAUCUUAA
Messenger RNA from Brettanomyces nanus, 2193 nucleotides. It is a transcript of the gene AFG3, whose product is annotated as AAA ATPase afg3. Gene Ontology annotation, biological process: mitochondrial protein processing; protein-containing complex assembly. Lineage: Eukaryota; Fungi; Ascomycota; Pichiomycetes; Pichiales; Pichiaceae. The record is from RefSeq and is a predicted model, not a curated record. The transcript has a single exon. Gene Ontology annotation, cellular component: m-AAA complex; membrane. Gene Ontology annotation, molecular function: ATP binding; ATP hydrolysis activity; metalloendopeptidase activity. Bases 1 to 2193 code for a protein of 730 amino acids.